AUGCCAAAAACCUGGCUAAUAACCGGUGCAUCCUCCGGCAUCGGGCGAGAAAUCUGCCUGGCGGCGCUCUCACGCGGCGACAGUGUAAUCGCCACCAGUCGGGCUCCGAAAACCCGUCUGGCAGACCUCACCGCUCGCGGCGCCACAAGCCUAAAGCUAGACCUGACGUCCCCAAGCUCGGAAAUCGCAUCGGUAGUAACGCAAGCGCUAUCCCAGCAUGAGAAUAUAGACGUACUGGUGAACGUAGCCGGAUACCUACUCGAAGGCGCAGUGGAGGAGACGAGCGAGGAAGAGACGGAGAAUCUGUACAAGACCAACAUAUUCGGUCCCAUGAACCUUGCGCGGGCGCUGCUUCCGCACUUCCGUGCCCGGGGGUCGGGUGUUAUCGCCAACGUCGCGGGCAUCGGUGCCCUCCGGGGCGCGGCGGCCGCGGGAUACUUUUGCGCCAGCAAGGCGGCGCUCAGAGUGGUUACGGAGGCGUUAAGGGCUGAAGUUGCGGCGUUCGGGAUCGAGGUUUGCUGCGUCAUGUUGGGACAUUUCAGGACGGCGUUUUUGGAUCCUGGGCAUCGCGCUGUGGCUCGGAAUCGGAUCGGCGAGUAUGAGGGGGUGCUGGGCGAGAUCAGGAAGGGGUUUGCCGCCUUUCACGGGUGUCAACCCGGGGAUCCCGUGAAGGCUGGUGGCGUUAUCGUGCGUGUUCUGGCUGGGGAUGGGGGGCUACGGGUACCGGCGGUGUUGCCAGUUGGGGGGGACGUGUUUGCGAAGAUGGAGGAGGGGUGCAGGAAGGUGAUGGGGGAGGUGGAAGGAUUGAGGGAAGUGGCGGGGAAUACGGAUCUGGAGGGGGUGCAGGGGCAUUGA
This is a messenger RNA of Tuber aestivum (summer truffle), 855 nucleotides long. Lineage: Eukaryota; Fungi; Ascomycota; Pezizomycetes; Pezizales; Tuberaceae. The record is from the annotation of a GenBank genome assembly.